Pochonia chlamydosporia 170 is the source of this 519-nucleotide messenger RNA. Its product is annotated as 1,2-dihydroxy-3-keto-5-methylthiopentene dioxygenase. The record is from RefSeq and is a predicted model, not a curated record. Gene Ontology annotation, molecular function: acireductone dioxygenase [iron(II)-requiring] activity. The transcript has 3 exons. NCBI's taxonomy places the organism in Eukaryota, Fungi, Ascomycota, Sordariomycetes, Hypocreales, Clavicipitaceae. Bases 1 to 519 code for a protein of 172 amino acids.
AUGAAGGCAUACAUGUAUGACAAUCAACCGGGCGACCAGCGCUUACCUCACGAUUCUGGUCGAGCGAUCAGCACAGAAGCACUCUGCAAAUUAGGGGUGCUCUACUACCACCUGACGGAUAUUGCGGAAGUAAACAAACUGGCUGCUGAUCGCGGAUAUAAAAAUCGGGAUGAAAUCACUGUGUCCCCAGAAAAAAUGGGCGACGUGUACGAGGACAAAGUGAAAAUGUUCUUCAAUGAACAUUUGCACGAAGAUGAGGAAAUUCGCUACAUCAGGGACGGCCAAGGCUUCUUUGAUGUUCGGAGCAAGGAUGACGAGUGGGUUCGUGUGCGCCUUGAGAAGGACGACUUGCUCAUCCUUCCUGCUGGUAUAUAUCAUCGCUUUACAACAGACGAAGCCAAUUUUGUACACGCCAUGAGACUCUUCAAGGACGAGCCAAAGUGGACGCCAUUGAACAGAAGCGAAGAUUUAAAAGACAAUGCGUUCCGUAAAGAAUACGUUGACGAAUUCUUAGCCUAG